This is a messenger RNA of Arxiozyma heterogenica, 981 nucleotides long. It is a transcript of the gene THI80, whose product is annotated as thiamine diphosphokinase. Gene Ontology annotation, biological process: thiamine metabolic process; thiamine diphosphate biosynthetic process. The record is from RefSeq and is a predicted model, not a curated record. Lineage: Eukaryota; Fungi; Ascomycota; Saccharomycetes; Saccharomycetales; Saccharomycetaceae. The transcript has a single exon. The coding region runs from base 1 to 981 and encodes 326 amino acids. Gene Ontology annotation, molecular function: thiamine diphosphokinase activity; thiamine binding; ATP binding.
AUGACAGAAGAAGAGAUAGUUAUAGAGAAUCCAGAAUCAAUUGAAGUUAAAGGAGUAUCACCAUGCAGAAAUAUUAUCAAUAUUCUAAGUCGAGGGUUCAAACAGGAUAAGAAUAUAAAUACUAGGACACCCUCAAUAACACUAUUAAUUUUGAACCAAACCAUAGAUAUAGGUAAAUUAUUCAUUAACCUCUGGGAUAAUAGUUGCUUAAGAGUCUGUGCAGACGGUGCAGCAAAUAAGGUAUACAAUUUUUUCCAAGAUGAGGAAGAAAGACGAAAACACAUACCUGAUUAUAUUAUCGGAGACUUAGAUUCGAUCGACAAGGAAGUUCUUGACUAUUAUAGAUCAUUAAAUGUAAAGAUUAUUAAACAGACUACUCAAUAUUCUACAGAUUUCACGAAGUGUGUAAAUUUAAUUUCCCUUCAUCAUAAUUCAAGGAGUUUCAAAGAGUACUUACAAAAGAAUGAAAGUGAACCUAAUUAUGGCAUUGAAUUAGAGAGUGGGAUCCAUAUUUUUUAUGAUAAUAUGAUGCAGGAAGUUAACAGGUUAGAUCUGUUACCUCCGAUGAACCUUAUAGUAGUCAAUGGUAUUGGAGGAAGAUUUGAUCAAACUAUACAUUCGGUAACACAGUUAUAUACGUUGAAAGAAAGUGAUCCUUAUUUUCAAACCUCAUUUAUCACUAGUACAGAUAUAAUAGUAUUGAUACCUAAAGGUGGUACAAUGAUAGAAUAUGAGCAUAAGAUGAGAAAACAGUGUAUAGGAAACUGCGGACUACUACCUAUAGGCAAACCUACUACGAUUAUUGAAACAUGUGGUUUAAAAUGGGAUGUCAAAAAUUGGCAUACAAGCAUAUCAUCUGGGAAAGUCAGUUCUAAUAAUAGAUUUGUUGGUCAGGGGAGAUGUUAUAUUAAUGUGGAGGAUGAUUUGGUAUUAAAUAUUGAGGUGUAUUUAGAUAAGCUUAUAGAAUAUAUAUAUACAUAA